CAUUCCAGUCAAACUCAAGUCAGUUUUGGAUCGAGCGGCGUACAGAGUAGAGGUAGCCAUUUUUACACCCGUGUGUUCUCUUCAUGAGCUAACUGGCAGCAGUGGAGGCAUACAUUAUCAGACAAAGAUUUUACAAGUUCACUUUUCCUACCCAACCUAAGUAAAGAAGAGUUUGUAGGACUAAUAAAUCGGACACUCGUCGAAAAGCCGCACUCAGUUUUCGCGCGGAAUUUCGUCCGGUAACCGCACCCAUUAUUAGCCAGCAGAAAAAAAGAAAAGGAAUUUCUUGCCUGUGUUCGCCUCCGCAAGAUUCGAAACCACGUUCGUCGUAAGCCCUCAAGAAGUACGUAGAGAACGUCGUCCGAGUUUGUUCUGUAGUUUUUGCACGACCGGUCAAAAAUUAUCGGUGAAACAAACCGCCACAGAAUAGAGAACCAAUCACAAAUUGUUUACACUGUGAGCUUGAUACAAGUCGCAGCUACAGCCCAGAAGUGAUUUCUGAUUUCUUUCUUUUUUUCUUUGCAGAAAAAGAAGAAGAGUGAUUACCCGAUUAAUAGAAGAAGAAAAAUCGAAAGUUUGCAAUUCGAAGAAAAGAAAAUUGUGUGGCGGAAAAUAGCCUGUCGAGAAUAAAGAAAAAAGUGCAAGUGUGCAGUGAGCGAAAGAGAAAAUUAUUCUUGCUGAUUCGCAAAAAUAGUGCAUUUUCUGAUUACCUGACACAACAACACCACCAACAAAGAAACGGGAGCAGAAGAGAAAAAAACAGUGAAAUUUCGCAACAAGUGCCAGUUGUGCGAAUUGACAAGCCCCUCGGCCACUCGCGCGUUUUGUGGGUCCGGCUCAAGCGCAAGCGACGAAAUCGCGAAAAUAAAGUGUGCUGUGAGAUUUUAGUGCCCUAAUAGCCGGCUUGUCUGUCCCGCCUGCUUACCUGCUUACCAGAGCCAGCAACGAACCGUGCAGGAAGAGCAGCAACAGCAGCAGCAGCAGGAAGAAAACAAGAACAACAACACGGAGAAUGUCUACCGCGAUUAUGCACACCGGGGCGUUCUACGACUUUGGUGAUUUCACACUGAAGAAUCAAACAAACUCCAGAAGCACAGCGCAAAUGACCAUCCCGAGCACCAAUGGCACAAAUAGCAGCAGCAAUAAUGCCACUAGCAACAGUAAUAGCAGCAGCAGCAGUUCGUUAAUUGGUAGUAUUGGCCACCACGCUACCAGCAGUCAGAUUCUGCUGCAGCAGAAUUUCCACGUGUCCCAUCAGACUCAACACCAGCAAAACCAUCAUCAUCAGCAACAGCAGCAGCAGCAUCAGCACCAUAACCACCCCCAUCAUCAUCAUCAGCAGAGCAACCAUCAGUCGCACCAGCAACAGCAACACAACGCACGCCAGCUUUUGAUUCAUAAUACCCUAACCCGCACCGCGUCACAUCCGGUAGGAGCUAGCAGCGCGACGUCGACAACCGCAGCAGCUACUAUGGAAUCACUGAUGGAACUACUCCGAAUGUCCACGGCCGCCAGUAUGCUGGCCCAGACGAACCGUGGCACAGCAGCCGUGGCCGCUGCCGUAGUCUCCGGUGGGGGUGGCGGUGGUGGUGGCCAUCGCAAGCUGGAACGUACCCAGUCGGAACCGCUGCCACAGCAGGUCAAUACAUCAAGAUAUAAAACCGAGCUGUGCCGGCCAUUCGAGGAGGCAGGCGAGUGUAAGUACGGCGACAAGUGCCAGUUCGCCCAUGGCAUGCAGGAGCUGCGUAACCUUCAGCGUCAUCCAAAGUACAAGACCGAACUGUGCCGCACAUUCCACAGUGUCGGAUUCUGCCCGUAUGGUCCCCGUUGUCACUUUGUACAUAACGCUGAAGAGGCCCGAAACCAUAACCGCUCGGUAGCUGCGUAUCAUGCUCAACUGGCAGCGGCCGCCGCUGCGGCCAAUUCCGGCAAUAACAACGGUGGUAAUCUGAGCCAGCAGUCCAACGCGGCGGCUGCGGCAGCUGCUGUGCUACAGCAAGCUCAGCUACAGCAAACUGCUGUUCUGUUGCAACAACAACAACAACAGCAGCAGCAACAUCAGCUUCCGCUUAGCCCGGCUCUGUCUAUGUCCACCGGAUCGGAUAGAGCUUCGCCGAUCGGGUCACUCUCUUUGUCACCAACAACAUCGAUGGCAAGCUUCUUCCCGGAACAGGGCAGUCCAACUUUCCCACCGACUAACGGGCAGCAGCAGAGUGCUUUCAAUUUCCCAGCGUCGCCGCCCGCCAGCCCCAUUGACGGUUUGUCGCCAAUGACCACUCCUCCGCCACCUUCUCCGUCACUAGUAUCCCUGAAGGGUGCUGCCAACGGCAACAGCGGCCUGGAUGCCGAUGCAAGGCUUCCAGUGUUCAAUCGGCUCAGCUCCACGGUGGAUGCCUUCACCAAUCUGAUGAUCUAAUGUGGUGCAGUUCUACUGUCGGUGUGUCUGUGUAAGUGUGUUAAUGAUGUGAUUUGCUUGUGGUUGGACUUUUCUCUGUACGCACGCACGCUCGGCGCAAGUAGACAAACACACACGCAUACGCAUUCACUCAUUCGUACACACGCGCGCACUAAUGGUUUGUGUACAUAUACUUAUCUAGAGGAGUAGUGAGAGAAAGAGUGUCCAACUGGACAACGCAAAAAGGAACUAUUUAUUUCCGAAGAAAAAAAAGUUUGAUCAAAAUAAUCAAAAGCUGCAACAUACACUCAAAGUUAACCCUAUAAUGGCACCGAUAUUUAUUUAAAUGAAAUGGUCUGCAAAUUCAUGCGUGCAGAAAAAAAAAACAAACAACCUGAAACGGUGGAAGAAUGGAAACACUUAUUUAAUUAUUUAUUUUUAUAUUAAAUUUAUAAUUUUAUUUAAAUCAAACUUAACGCACACGAACACACGCACGGUCACCCUCUCAAGCACAGCCCACUAUCGCCACCCACUGGUGCGACUGUGGGUUGGCUGCAGGGCGGUUAGUUUUCCCCGUGUGUAUGUGUGCGUGAGUUUAAAUACCAACGAGAGCUUCCAGUGAGAAACCAAUUUUCGAUUUCAAAACCACUACUGCAUACAGCCGGAAACAAAAGGCAAACGAAAAAAAAAGCUAUAACCCUAGAAACCAAUAUUUGCUAUCUUGUGUUUCCAUUACAAUUAUUAAUAUUAUUAUCACUAGUAUGGUUAUUAUUAUUGUCAGCCUAUCUUUAUUAUUUUUUAAUUUAUUUUAUUUAUUUUUUUCUGCUGCUUACUUUUCCAACUUUUAUUAGAGAAAAUGCGCGAUUUACUCGCAGAACAGUUCAAACACUUUUUUCCGCUAUCAUGCAACUAUGUAAAGUCACAACACACAGCCAACGAAUUACGCGUUUGUUUGAAAACAAAAUCAAUUCGAUUUCUUUUCUAUGCAUAUAUAUAAUAAGCUCAGUACGGUUUAGUUUAUAUUUAUCUGAAAUAUAUAUUUUCUCGUAACUUAUAUCGCAUCAUCGACAGCAACAAUAACAAUUUACGCAACAAAAGUUCUGUUUAUAUAACAUUAUUUUGGCCACCAGCCUAGUGCCUUAACUAUUUAUAAAUUCUAAAUAAAAAAAACCCUUCUGUACAGCAUCCUAGCAGGCUGCGUUGAGAUUUCGUUUAUUUUUGUUUUCUUUACUUCCAUCGAGUCAUGUACAGGUUUAGGUUUCAUAUAAACACACUCAAAUGGCGUUCAGUUUGUAACGCAGCGAAACUCCGACCUGCUAGGAUUCAUGCGUAUCAGCUAUCAGGGAGUAAACCUACUUUCACCACUUUUUUGUGUGUACAUUUUCUUUCUAACGAUAAAUUCUACUCUAUACACUGUAAGAAACAAACAAACAAAAAACAAAUCCUGUAGUUUGUUAAGGAUAUCAUGAUUCUUCCAGCAACUGUGUAUAACAAACAAAGAGACGAAAAAAAUAUAGUAAAACAAAAGUUCUAAACGAUUGAUCCGGGAGAAACCGCGAAACGUUCGGAGGGCCCCUCGCUAGGUACAUUUUCUCGUUCGUCUGGAUUUGAUAGGUGUUACUUUCUGUUUUAAUUUCCUUAUUGUGAUCAUAGUUUUUAAUAACUAUACUAAGCCUACUGCCAUCUGUGUUACUAGGAGACGUGCGAAAGUCAAACGCGAACGAAAAAAGACAACCGAUUUUAAGUCAGUGACUUACGCGCGCCAAGCCGUGCGCGGAAAGUCCGCGAAGGGUGCGAAACGAAGACGACGAGAGUUCGAGCUGAUAUAGGUGCCAAAGCGAGGGGCCUUCCGCCUCCCGAGGACUUGCUUUAAUUUCCCAUUGUGAGGUUAGUUUGUAAGACAACAGAGACAAGAGAAACAGAGUUUAACCAUAUUUUAUAUGUAUAAAAAACGAAGAAACACUCAGAAAAUCUUCCAUUAGAUUAAGACAAACCUGUGUUGAAGAAAUAAGUUGACGCAAACAAGUUUUUUUUUCAGAUACAAUUUUUGUACAGUUUUACACCAUAGAACAAACAGCAAAUUGAGCGAUUUUCACUUCACCUCUUCUGUGGGUUCGAAUCGAGUCGACGCUCCAAACCGUAAAACUCCCCUCCUACUUCUAUCUCUGAACCUUGCACGAAAAUUUUUGUGAUUUUUUUACGCUAGUUAGCCUACACAAAUCGUAAAUAAAAGACAAAUUUCUUAAUGA
Molecule: messenger RNA, 4644 nt
Organism: Wyeomyia smithii (pitcher-plant mosquito)
Lineage: Eukaryota; Metazoa; Arthropoda; Insecta; Diptera; Culicidae
Product: protein TIS11-like
Exons: 3
Coding region: 1013-2416 (467 amino acids)
Molecular function (GO): mRNA binding; metal ion binding
Source: RefSeq, a predicted model, not a curated record